Coregonus sp. 'balchen' is the source of this 13267-nucleotide messenger RNA. Lineage: Eukaryota; Metazoa; Chordata; Actinopteri; Salmoniformes; Salmonidae. The record is from the annotation of a GenBank genome assembly.
GACUUCUCGUAUGACGACUCGAAAGCAGAGUUGUUCAACGUAGACGCGCCCAAUGGCGUGGUGAUGGAGGGGUACCUGUUUAAGAGGGCCAGCAACGCCUUUAAGACGUGGAACAGGUAACUAGACAACUGAUCAGUAACUCUACCUAAGCCAGCUACACUCUGGCUUCAAAGCAUACUAUAUUAGUGUAUUGUGGUAAAAGCCUUUUGAUUUGAAUUCUAUCUUGGCAAUGGUAUGCUUUGUGGAUUUUCUGUAGACAUACCAUAGAUAGCGAGCUAAAGAAAUACUUAGCCUAGAUUAUUUCAGUAAGUAGAGUCUAUUCCCUAGGAAACCAUACUUGGCCAUAGUUCACGUCGUGGGGAAUAGUUUACUGAAUAUAUUGCCUGUGGAACACCAGGCUAUUUCUCCCUGUAGGCAGUUCUCCCACUGAUGCUAUCUACUAGGGCAUUACAAUGUAUUACUCCAUUUUGUCUCGUUUCCUGACUGCUUCCCAUCUAACCAUCUAAAGAGGUUAGAUGUGAACCGAACCACACGUGUUCUGAAUUCCUCUCUGCUAGAUAGUGCAGCUCAGGGGAAAGGGAGAGCCGGUUCACAUUCACUUUUACACUUCCCAACCUAGAGAGUGACAUUAUUUCAACUCGGCAGGUCAGCACGAAAUCCACUUAACAUGCAUGUUUUAUUCAUUUCUCUCUCUCUCUGUCUCUUCUCUGUCUCUUCUCUCUCUCUCUCUCUUCUCUCUCUCGCUCUCUCUCUCAGGCGGUGGUUCUCCAUCCAGAACAGUCAGCUGGUCUAUCAGAAGAAGCUGAAGGCAAGUCCACAAAUUCACUAGCUACCAUCUUAGUAUGAGUCCCUGGGGGGGUAAGAGGUUACGUGCAACUUUAAUGGGGUAUAGAGCUACUUUGAAAGUCACUGGGAUCUAUAUUGGCGAAAUACAACCCUCCCUCUGUCAACACUGACUGCAUUAGGGCAGAGGACUGUUAUAGGAUAGCUUAAUACUCCUCAGAGUCCUGUCCCAAAAGACUCUGAUGGAUGUUUGUGUGUGUAAGUCCCCUUCCUACUCAUAGACCCUCACAUGAAUCCAUAGUGGAAUAUAGAAUGUGAGCGCCAGUGUACCCGUAUGAGCUGGAUGAUUGGAUUAAUUAGGAAAAGAUGCUCAACUGAGGGACUUCGAAAUCCAAACAACACAUCUCAUCCAAGGACACAGUGGGCAUAAUGUUGGUAUGAUGAAUAAUUGAACUAAUUGACUGACCGGGCCUUUUACACUGUUACUGACCAAUAGGAUUCCCUGACGGUGGUGGUGGAGGACCUCAGGCUGUGCUCUGUCAAGCCUUGUGAGGACAUUGAGAGGAGGUUCUGCUUCGAGGUUGUCUCCCCCAACAAGUAUGUUCUUAGUGUCCUUAUAUUAUGGAAUUAACUAAAUCAAUUCACCUUUGUUCCAAGGAAUUUUCCUUACACAGUUAAAUUGAUCUAAAUCUCUUCAGGUAAAAUCUUAAGAAAAUUGCCAAUAAUAUGGCCAAUAAAGUAUUCUUCUUCUUCCAAGAGGGCAAGGGGCUAUAGUUUUGUACUGUUGAUAGACUUUAAUGUGUGCUGUAAUAUGGUGUUAUCUUUCCAUUCUACAGGAGCUGUAUGCUGCAGGCGGAGUCAGAGAAGCUUCGGCUAGCCUGGAUCCAAGCAGUGCAGGCCAGCAUUGCCUCAGCAUACAGGGAGAGCCCAGACUACCACUACAUUGAGGUCAGUUGGUCCAUCUAGCUACAGACCUAACUGUAAAACAAAUGCUAAUAUUCUCUAACCUUUGCUUUAAUCUAGACAUAUUUUACAUCAUGACACAUGUCAUUUAUAAGCUUAUACGUUUGCAUGAAGGGAGAUAAAUCAAGACUGUCAUGCCUCAGAGAAUGAUGCUUGCCUCUCUUAGUUACACUCUGUUUACCAUGUCUGUCUUCCCACCAAUAGUGUCUGGACAGGACAGCCUCACCUUCCGUCAGCAGUAUCGACUCGGCCAGCGAGCCUCGGGAACGCAGUGUCAGAGGGGAGACCAUCCUGCACCGUAUACAGUGUCUCUCGGGCAACGAGUAUUGCUGUGAUUGUGGCCAGGCCGACCCACGCUGGGCCUCCAUCAACCUGGGCAUCCUACUCUGCAUCGAGUGCUCCGGCAUCCACAGGUACGGUCUGCCGCUAUGGAGGGCAUCCUGCUCUGGCAUGCAUAGAUAUACUGUCUGUAUCUGUAAAGGUUAGUCUCAUGAGCCAUACCCAAAGUCUCGUGCUAUCUGGCUUGCUUAGCUUGUCUUUAAGAGAGUACAUAAAGGCAUACUUCACUGGCUAGACAGGCUACUGUAGUAUGGACCAUGGACUAUCCUAAAGCACUUGUGGUUGUAGACCAGUGGAGGAUGUAGUAGCAGAUAGCUGCACUACCACAGGGUGACUGAGGGGUCAUUUGUGACUCUGCGUUCUAGACUAUGUGCUGGUGUCUUGGCUCUGAGAAUGAGAGAGUGCCAAUGGCCAAUAGGGUGCCUUAGCCUUACCUUGUCAUCUGCUUAGCAUAGGACAUGUUAAGCCACACCUCUGCUGGGAUUACUGUGUGGCUAGGCUGCUUAACGUUGCUUAUUGGAUCAGGUUGUGUUUGAUUGGGAGAGCUCAUUGCGUUAGUAGACAGGAUGGGAGUUAGACGAUAAGCACCGCAGAACUGAAACACUUAUGUUUAUCAACUAGAAUAGCAUCCCUUUAAUGGUGAAAGUACGCAAUUCUUGAACCACACCUGAUUAGCAAUCAGGCCAAAGCAAGAUAAAGAUUCCUAUUUCUAAUACCUGUCUAAUGUCCUUAAUACAUUUUUUUACAUUUACAUUUUAGUCAUUUAGCAGACGCUCUUAUCCAGAGCGACUUACAGUUAGUGCAUACAUUUUUUUUUUUUCAUACCCCCCGUGGGAAUCGAACCCACAACCCUGGCGUUGCAAACGCCAUGCUCUACCAACUGAGCUACAUCCCUGCUAAUACCAUAGCUCUAGGGUUCACUCUAGCACUGCAUACAUUAUAGCUGCAACACACUUGGGUAUUUGUCAAGCAUUAGGCUAGAUGGGAAAGUUUUCCUCCGUUUCAGCAGUUGGUGGUGUUGACUGUUUACAGCAGAGAUGCAGCAAUGAUCAAUGCUUAUGUCAUCACCACCUCCUCUGGACCAUCUGUUGAAUAUUCAUGAUCUGUUUCUGUCAGAUAGCCUGUCUUCUCCUAGUGGUGAGAUGAGAUCACACGAGGCUUUCCAUUAGAAUAGAGGAGGAAUACACAGAGACACUAUCGCACAGUCUUUUCUUUGGCAUGCCGCACCGCAGUUGCCUGGAUACCAGCGGGUUUUGUUGGUGGAGCGGUGAUUUGCAUGACAUUGAGGGCAGCUACUCUGUUUCCCAGGGGUACACCACAUCAGUCACUGGCUUCAUCAAUAAGUGCAUCGAUGAUGUCGUCCCCACAGUGACCGUACGUACAUACCCCAACCAGAAGCCAUGGAUUACAGGAAACAUCCGCACUGAGCUAAAGGGUAGAGCUGCCGCUUUCAAGGAACGGGACUCUAACCCGGACGCUUAUAAGAAAUCCCGCUAUGACCUCCGACGAACCAUCAAACAGGCAAAGAGUCAAUACAGGUCUAAGAUUGAAUCAUACUACACUGGCUCUGACGCUCGUCGGAUGUGGCAGGGCUUGAAAACUAUUACAGACUACAAAGGGAAGCACAGCCGCGAGCUGCCCAGUGACACAAGCCUACCAGACGAGCUAAACCACUUCUAUGCUCGCUUCGAGGCAAACAACACUGAAGCAUGCAUGAGAGCACCAGCUGUUCCGGACGACUAUGUGAUCACGCUCUCCGUAGCCGAUGUGAGUAAGACUUUUAAGCAGGUCAACAUUCACAAGGCCGCAGGGCCAGACGGAUUACCAGGACGUGUACUCCGAGCAUGUGCUGACCAACUGGCAAGUGUCUUCACUGACAUUUUCAACAUGUCCCUGACUGAGUCUGUAAUACCAACAUGUUUCAAGCAGACCACCAUAGUCCCCGUGCCCAAGAACUCUAAGAUAACCUGCCUAAAUGACUACCGACCCGUAGCACUGACGUCUGUAGCCAUGAAGUGCUUUGAAAGACUGGUCAUGGCUCACAUCAACAGCAUAAUCCCAGAAACCCUAGACCCACUCCAAUUUGCAUACCGCCCCAACAGAUCCACAGAUGAUGCAAUCUCUAUCGCACUCCACACUGCCCUUUCCCACCUGGACAAGAGGAACACCUACGUGAGAAUGCUAUUCAUUGACUACAGCUCAGCAUUCAACACCAUAGUGCCCUCUAAGCUCAUCACUAAGCUAAGGAUCCUGGGACUAAACACCUCCCUCUGCAACUGGAUCCUGGACUUCCUGACGGGCCGCCCCCAGGUGGUAAGGGUAGGUAACAACACAUCUGCCACACUGAUCCUCAACACGGGGGCCCCUCAGGGGUGCGUGCUCAGUCCCCUCCUGUACUCUCUGUUCACCCAUGACUGCAUGGCCAGGCACGACUCCAACACCAUCAUUAAGUUUGCCGACGACACAACAGUGGUAGGCCUGAUCACCGACAACGAUGAGACAGCCUAUAGGGAGGAGGUCAGAGAUCUGGCCGUGUGGUGCCAGGACAACAACCUCUCCCUCAACGUGACCAAGACAAAGGAGAUGAUUGUGGACUACAGGAAAAAAAAGAGGACUGAGCACGCCCCCAUUCUCAUCGACGGGGCUGUAGUGGAACAGGUUGAGAGCUUCAAGUUCCUUGGUGUCCACAUCACCAACGAACUAUCAUGGUCCAAACACACCAAGACAGUCGUGAAGAGGGCACGACAAAGCCUAUUCCCCCUCAGGAGACUAAAAAGAUUUGGCAUGGGUCCUCAGAUCCUCAAAAAAUUCUACAGCUGCACCAUCGAGAGCAUCCUGACUGGUUGCAUCACCGCCUGGUAUGGCAACUGCUUGGCCUCUGACCGCAAGGCACUACAGAGGGUAGUGCGUACGGCCCAGUACAUCACUGGGGCAAAGCUCCCUGCCAUCCAGGACCUCUAUAUCAGGCGGUGUCAGAGGAAGGCCCUCAAAAUUGUCAAAGACUCCAGCCACCCUAGUCAUAGACUGUUCUCUCUGCUACCGCACGGCAAGCGGUACCGGAGUGCCAAGUCUAGGUCCAAAAGACUUCUCAACAGCUUCUACCCCCAAGCCAUAAGACUCCUGAACAGCUAAUCAUGGCUACCCGGACUAUUUGCACUGCCCCCCCACCCCAUCCUUUUUACGCUGCUGCUACUCUGUUAAGUAUUUAUGCAUAGUCACUUUAACUCUACCCACAUGUACAUAUUACCUCAACUACCUCAACUAGCCGGUGCCCCCGCACAUUGACUCUGCAACGGUACCCCCCCUGUAUAUAUAGCCUCCCUACUGUCACUUUAUUUUACUGUAUAUAUAGCCUCCCUACUGUCACUUUAUUUUACUUCUGCUCUUUUUUUCUCAACACUUUUUUGUUGUUGUUGUUUUAUUCUUACUUUUUUUGUUUAAAAUAAAUGCACUGUUGGUUAAGGGCUGUAAGUAAGCAUUUCACUGCAAUGUCUGCACCUGUUGUAUUCGGCGCAUGUGACCAAUAAAAUUUGAUUUGAUUUGAUUUGAUAAUGCCUGUUUGAUUUGAAACCCAUUUUGCAGCUAUUCUUCCCAUGUCACUGUAGAAGACAACUUGAAACAGAACUGUCAUGGAGCUUCCUAUGUUGCUUAUUAGGGGAGGCUGUUACAAAAAGGCUAUUUUUCCUGUUAUGUCUGCCUUAAUGUUAUUACAAGCAAAGCAAAGCAAAAAGAUGUGCUUAUUGUUGUUAACACUAACUUGAAAUGCUUUCUACCCAAUAACAAUUAUAGCCAUGGAACUUGAAUACAUAUGUGAUUCAAAUGACAUCGCUUGAAGACUUUUCAAAUGUCACCUGUCUCUGUUACAGGAGUUUGGGGGUUCACUGCUCCAAGGUGCGCUCUCUAACGUUGGACUCAUGGGAACCUGAGUUACUAAAGCUGAUGUGCGAGCUGGGAAACAGUGUCAUCAACCACAUCUAUGAAGGAGCAUGUGAGGCGCAGGGCCUGAAGAAACCAGGGCCCUCAAGUUCCAGGUAAGAAUUGCCACACAGCAUUCAAAUACCUCUAACUGGUUUCACCUGUGAAGAUCCAGAUUACCCACUAAGGGAGACUGGGAUCUAGUCAUUUUCAUUAGACUGGGAAUGUCCUCAGAGGUACAGUAUGUGACACUGAAUGCGUAUUUCCUGUUAUCCCCUACAGGCAGGAGAAGGAGGCAUGGAUCAAAUCAAAGUAUGUGGAGAAGAAGUUCCUGAAGAAGUUGGGGGCCACAGAGGUGCUUGUGAACGGCGGGCGGAAGUCGGAGCGCCGGUGGAGUGUGAAGAAGUGGCGGAGACACAACAGCGCCACCACAGUGCCCAAGACCCGACGGAAAUACCGUCAGGAGCCGGGCAGCGCCUCCCCUGCCACCCUCUCCUCAGGUACCCUAAUAGCUCUCCUGGAUACCGUCCUCUUUCUCUCUUUGUAUCCAUAUUCCUAAUAGUGCUAAACCAUAUGUUGAUUAUGACAACCCAGUACAUUUAACAUUUAAACAUUCCCUCCUUGUGCUUUACAGUCGCUUCAGCUCUAGAGAGAAAGUUCCGACGAGAGUCACUGUUUUGUCCAGACGAGCUGGACAAUCUCUUCUCUUACUUCGACACAGGAUCUGGGCCUCGUAGUAAGUUACUACCCAUCUAAUAUACAGACACUACACCCUAAACCACAGAGAUACCUGAAUCCUUUAUGUGGUGUGUAAAGUGAAAUAGCUAGAAGCAACGGUGACUAACGUGCCCCUGGCUUGGCUCCUAUUGGCCCUGCAGGUCUGAGCAGUGACAGUGGCCUGGGCGGCAGUACAGACGGCAGCACAGACAUCCUGGUGUUCGGCUCAGUGGUGGACAGUGUCACAGAGGAGGGUAAGAAGAUAAAUACAUACCUGUAAAAGAUGGAAUGGAAUACAAAAUGUACAACAUAUAGGUUCAGCCAUCAUAUUUAGUAUUGAAAUGCCAUUUUCAGAAACUUGAUAAUUGAUCUCAGUCAUCCUUAUUUGCCCUUGAGGGCAUAAAUGAAGUUGUAUUGAAUCCUAGUUGUUGUUCUGCUUCUCUCUCUGCAGAGUGUGAGGUGUCGGAGGACUCUAGCGGAGAGGCUGAGAUGGAGCCUGAGCCUGAGACCCAGUCGGACCCAGAGGAUGGGCGUGAGCUCCACCCUGGGGCGCUGCUCUACAAGGCUUCCAUGGCACGCAACCUGCCCAUCAUGGCUGAGGCGCUGGCCCACGGGGCUGACGUCAACUCCGUCAACGACGAGGAUGAUGGCAAGAGCCCACUCAUACAGGCAGUGAUUGGGGUGAGUCAUUGUAAUGAAAGGCAGGUGUGUUCUUAGCACACUGGCAAAGGCAGUUCUAGUCAUUCACAAUGAAUUCCAUGGAUGCAUUAUGCUGAAACAUCAAUGCAUACAUCUAUCCACACAGUAUGUCUAUGCAUGAUCACAAUAUUCUCUCACAUUAUAUUGUGCUUUAUUUGGCAACAUGGAGAGAGCCUCAGAACCUUUGUGUGUUCCAUUCCAGGGCUCUUUGAUAGCCUGCGAGUUCCUGCUCCAGAAUGCAGCUGACGUCAACCAAAGUGACGCAAGGGGGAGGGGGCCACUACACCACGCCACAUAUCUGGGACACACAGGGUGAGUAGGACCAAAGCAUAACACGUUCCCUCUUCCUUACUAUUGUCAAUGUCUUGUUUUGUGACAAUGGUGUAGCAUGCAAAGCUGAUUAUUGUUCAGUUAUUUUUUACAUUCCAGUUGUUUCUCGGGUUAGUUAGCAUACAAGACAAAGAUGCUGAGUACAGAUUUUUUUUAAUGAUGAUUUGAUGUGAGAGUGUUCAGUAUGUUCCCGUCUGAUCUGUCGCCAUGCUGCCCUCUACAGGCAGGUGUGUUUGUUCCUGAAGAGAGGAGCCACGCAGAACGACGGGGACGAGGAUGGCCAGGACCCUCUGAGUAUCGCUGUGCAGGCAGCCAACGCAGACAUCGUCACCUUGUGAGUUUCAGUGGGACACAACACCCUGUCCCUCAACGUACUCAGCCUCACCUUCACACGAUCCUUUGAAAUACAUAUUAUGACCCCGGGUUAGCUUGGUAGACUACUGUAGCUCCUCACCUCUGGGAAGUUUGAGUGAAUCCAUCUAACAGUUUGUGUCCCAUCCCUCCUUCUCUCCCCCCUCCCUUUCUUCCCAAAGGUUGCGUCUGGCCAGGAUGAACGAGGAGAUGCGGGAGUCGGAGGGACCGUUCGGCCAGCCAGGUCAAUACCCAACCAGCAGCCCCACUGAACAGCAGUAUAAGAAAUGCAUACAAGAGUUUAUCUGUCUCCACAUAGCUGAGUGCUAGAAGUCAGUCACAAUACCUAGUCCUGGUCCAAUUAAUCAAGCUUUCCCAUCAGGUGAUGGUUGGAGGGGAAGCCAAUAGUAUACCAGGACUGUGGCAGGCCUGUCUGGAAUCUUGUACAGGAAGGGACGUUGUCCAAAACACACCUUUCUUUAUCAGAUUCCCCACAGGCUGCUGUCUGUGUUCUACUAGACAACGUAGCAGCUAACUAACAUUGUUCAAACGAGGCCGCACCAGAAUUUGCCAACUACUAUUCCCUCAGGUUCAUCAACGGUAUAGGAUGUCAGUAUUCUUAACUCUAUCAUGAUGUCAAACUGUACUGUUGACUUAAUGGCUAAAUUUGCUCAGAGUUAGAUCAUUUGUCAACAAAUGGUUAGGGACCAACUUUUUUUAAUCGACUUCAUAAGUUCAUUUAAAUCAUCGUUACUAUACCAUCUGUACCCUGCUUAUACCCAUGUCACACUUAAUUAAUUCAGCUGCUCUUUAUUCAUUUGGAGAGGGGAGAGGUGUUUGCUUGUGGUCUUCAAGGUAGAGUGGUGUGCUCCAAACCAAAGACCAAAUUAGGCCAAUAUGUUGCACAUAACUAUCAUCAAGCUACCUGCUCAUGUAAAAAUACCAGAUCGGCAUAUGGUAGUCUUGUCAAGGGUAUACUAUAAAAACAGACCUUAUUCAAUACCUUCAUUUUAAGGCCUGUAAGUCGUUGUCUUUAUAUCUAGUCAGUUAUUACAAACUUAUGAAUUCUGCUCCGGCUGUGUUGUGGCAUGAGGUGGUUCUUUAGUACACACACAUUGUUUUGAAAAGGGGUGAUUAGAAGGGAUAACAAUGAACUGUGAUUGAGACUAGAUGAUAGAUGAUAUGUCAUUAAUGUGUACUUGUCUUGAUUGAGACACUUUAAAGUAAAGCUUUUACAUGGAAUCUAAAGCGACAUUAUGCACUUUUCCUACCAACAAUGAUUUCAUUUCUUUUUGGCAUUUUCAUUUAGUAGUGUAGGUUUUUACCUUCAUUUAUGAACUGCCCAGAGCAAUAGUGCAAUGAUAAUUUAAAUACAGAUAAUGGUAUUUUUUUAAACUGGAUAUAUUUUGUUAGAUUUUAUUUUCCUGAGCACUCACACACAAGGUCACUUAACCUUUACUGUCAUUUCUUCAUGUCUCUUUUUGGAAAAGACAACCACAACUCACCAUCUUAUAAUAGAAACCUUACACACUGCGAUGAGACUGACCUUUUUAAUAUAAUAUUAAAACUGACAUGUAUUUGUAUAUGUUUGUAUCAUGGCUAUACAGUAUUAGAUUAGUUGUGGGUUUCUUGGUUGAAUAGUGCGUGGGUUGCUGUUGCCCAGGUCUUUCAAAACCCUGUUGGUUUUCUUUACUUCAUUCAUCUGUGUAUGUUAAUAUUUGAUAUAUUGUUCAAAGAAAAUCAUAACUGUGUAAUGUGCUGCCAAAUCAUGAGAACUGUACAAAAUAAGACAUUGUAGAGGUUAGAUCUGUAGUCUAUGGUCAAACUGAACCAGAUAUAUUGAUAGGAUACCCCAUAACAUACAGGCAUAGUUGCCCAUUGAAUUUGACAGGCCAUUUAGAACAGGAGAGAAAGCUUGGUCUAUGCAAAACAUGCUAGCUCCCCUGAAUACCAACAGAAUACCCCCUGCUAUGUAAGCAAGGCCUGUGUACACACUUCACCUGAUGUGUGUACACAGUCAGAGGGUGACCACAGUCCUCCAUGUUUACCUUGAUACUGUGCAGUUGCUUACUGACCUAACCACAUGUAUACAUCAUGUUCCAGAGCUGAAAUAAUCUUGAUCAGGAAAUUACAUUAGUUGUCCUUGCUGUAGGCUAGUAACAACUGAGGUUUUGGCAUUGCGUUUGGGUUGCUUGAGUUUACUUCAAGCCAAAGACCACAUUACUUUCUUCAAGUCAUUUAUGAGCAGAAAAUAAGUAAGCAGUAAAAAAUAUGAAACUUUCGAAUAUGUCUAUUAAAAUGACUGUUAUACUAUCAAUUUCAUUCUAGUUUUGGCUUCUACUGUGCAGUACAUCAUGAUGAAAAGAGUAGAAGUAGAUUAUAUUAGACUCAAUGAAAGAUCUGGGGACCAAUGUUUUGACCAAACAAUGCCAAUGAUUUGCAUCAAACCACUAAAGGUUUACAUACAGUGGGGGAAAAAAGUAUUUAGUCAGCCACCAAUUGUGCAAGUUCUCCCACUUAAAAAGAUGAGAGAGGCCUGUAAUUUUCAUCAUAGGUACACGUCAACUAUGACAGACAAAAUGAGAAAAAAAAAUCCAGAAAAUCACAUUGUAGGAUUUUUAAUGAAUUUAUUUGCAAAUUAUGGUGGAAAAUAAGUAUUUGGUCAAUAACAAAAGUUUCUCAAUACUUUGUUAUAUACCCUUUGUUGGCAAUGACACAGGUCAAACGUUUUCUGUAAGUCUUCACAAGGUUUUCACACACUGUUGCUGGUAUUUUGGCCCAUUCCUCCAUGCAGAUCUCCUCUAGAGCAGUGAUGUUUUGGGGCUGUCGCUGGGCAACACGGACUUUCAACUCCCUCCAAAGAUUUUCUAUGGGGUUGAGAUCUGGAGACUGGCUAGGCCACUCCAGGACCUUGAAAUGCUUCUUACGAAGCCACUCCUUCGUUGCCCGGGCGGUGUGUUUGGGAUCAUUGUCAUGCUGAAAGACCCAGCCAUGUUUUAUCUUCAAUGCCCUUGCUGAUGGAAGGAGGUUUUCACUCAAAAUCUCAUGAUACAUGGCCCCAUUCAUUCUUUCCUUUACACGGAUCAGUCGUCCUGGUCCCUUUGCAGAAAAACAGCCCCAAAGCAUGAUGUUUCCACCCCCAUGCUUCACAGUAGGUAUGGUGUUCUUUGGAUGCAACUCAGCAUUCUUUGUCCUCCAAACACGACGAGUUGAGUUUUUACCAAAAAGUUAUAUUUUGGUUUCAUCUGACCAUAUGACAUUCUCCCAAUCCUCUUCUGGAUCAUCCAAAUGCACUCUAGCAAACUUCAGACGGGCCUGGACAUGUACUGGCUUAAGCAGGGGGACACGUCUGGCACUGCAGGAUUUGAGUCCCUGGCGGCGUAGUGUGUUACUGAUGGUAGGCUUUGUUACUUUGGUCCCAGCUCUCUGCAGGUCAUUCACUAGGUCCCCCCGUGUGGUUCUGGGAUUUUUGCUCACCGUUCUUGUGAUCAUUUUGACCCCACGGGUGAGAUCUUGCGUGGAGCCCCAGAUCGAGGGAGAUUAUCAGUGGCCUUGUAUGUCUUCCAUUUCCUAAUAAUUGCUCCCACAGUUGAUUUCUUCAAACCAAGCUGCUUACCUAUUGCAGAUUCAGUCUUCCCAGCCUGGUGCAGGUCUACAAUUUUGUUUCUGGUGUCCUUUGACAGCUCUUUGGUCUUGGCCAUAGUGGAGUUUGGAGUGUGACUGUUUGAGGUUGUGGACAGGUGUCUUUUAUACUGAUAACAAGUUCAAACAGGUGCCAUUAAUACAGGUAACGAGUGGAGGACAGAGGAGCCUCUUAAAGAAGAAGUUACAGGUCUGUGAGAGCCAGAAAUCUUGCUUGUUUGUAGGUGACCAAAUACUUAUUUUCCACCAUAAUUUGCAAAUAAAUUCAUUAAAAAUCCUACAAUGUGAUUUUCUGGAUUUUUUUCCCUCAAUUUGUCUGUCAUAGUUGACGUGUACCUAUGAUGAAAAUUACAGGCAGUACAGUGUAUCGGAGUCAGUGGAUUGACUAAACCAUAGGUUGACUAGGUGACUGCUAUGCUGUAAAUAGGCAAAACAAGUAUUACUACUUAAAACUGCUUGCUUGAAACAUGCAACUUUUAACUUUCCUGUAUUUUUGUUUUUGUUUCUGACUAAUUACCUCUGUACAUGUUCUUUGUAUAUUGUUAGAGAACACGCGUCUCUGAAUAUCUUUGUGUAACUUACACCACUGCUACCUUUUUAUGUUCAUUUCCUUUUCCUAAUGUCUUCUAAAAUUAGGAAAUACUGAAAAUAAAUGGAAGAUGUGACUCAUUCAACGCCUAACUUCUCCCGCUUAUUGCUUCAUUUCUUCUGUUCUUUCUAUAGCACUGUUCUAACACCCUCUGUCACUACAACUAACUGCAUUUACUUGAACUGGCAGUGCACUUAUGAGUCAACCACUUACGUCUAAGGUGAAGACAUAACACCACGGCACACAUUUUCAGACAUUAGAAAACCUGUCCUCUGACAUUCAACUCAUUUCUAUGAUCAAUCCAGUUUGCCCCAUAACAUUGAUGAUUUACAAAACCCCACUUGUUUCAGCGCUUUAUCAAAUGUUUUCAAUUUGUUUCAUAAAUCGAUUCUCAACCGUUUAUUUGAAAGGCCUGUGAAUUGGCCCCUGUAGUUGGUGUGCUGCCCAUUUGCCCAUUCAUCAUAGACACUCACAGGCAGACUGGAAUGUUCUUCUUCCCUCUUUUUUAUUAGUCAAGCUGAUCAUUUCUUGGGGUAGAAAGGAGUUUGAAUGGCUGUCGCCAUGGUCACCAGAAAAGUAAAGUUUGAGAAUUUGGAAAUAGAUUGGGUGAAGCCAAGCGUCAUGGUGACAAGACUAUGGUUUUGUUCCUCUGCUGAUGUGGUAUCUAGAUUCGAGGCGGUUGUUUUUAAAAUAUUUUUUUCCAGGUUUUGAACAAUAGAUGUCAUGUUUUUUGACACAAAUUCCACAUUAUUUUAUGGCAGGCCUACUGUUAUUUAACAGAUCAAUUCAAAUGCAAUUCUUGACGAUAAUGUUCUGUUACAUUCCUAUCUAUUUUCAGGAGACUCUACUUACCUUGACAUCUUUCGAGAGUUUUCUCACAUGGCCUCCCACAACCCAGAGAAGCUGAAGCGGAGGAGUGUACAUUUCAGACACUCCUUC